Acanthopagrus latus (yellowfin seabream) is the source of this 5333-nucleotide messenger RNA. It is a transcript of the gene asb4, whose product is annotated as ankyrin repeat and SOCS box containing 4. The transcript is spliced from 6 exons. Gene Ontology annotation, molecular function: protein binding. Lineage: Eukaryota; Metazoa; Chordata; Actinopteri; Spariformes; Sparidae. Gene Ontology annotation, cellular component: ciliary inversin compartment. Gene Ontology annotation, biological process: intracellular signal transduction; protein localization to ciliary inversin compartment. The coding region runs from base 625 to 2028 and encodes 467 amino acids. The record is from RefSeq and is a predicted model, not a curated record.
GUUUAUUGUAAACCUGGUAGUUCACAAUCUUAAAAAUCAAAUAAAUGAGGAUUUGAGUCCGUCUUAUUAAAGGGACAGUUAGUCUAGUUAGCUAGUUCCUCAUCCAUGAGUAGAUGCAGGUGUUCUGUCUGCACAGUGAUGCUGUUGGUGGAUGUAGUUUGGUCCAAAGAAAUAACAGUUCCGACAUAAACACAACAGAGCAGGUAGAUCAUUCUUCCAGAAAAGUGACCCCAAAACAAUCUAGAUGAUCAGUCUGCACUGCAGGACAGAGGAGAAGUGUGAACUUGUGAUUUAGGGGUGAACUGUCCCUUUAAGAUAGAAGAAUAGAGCAGCAGAUAAACAGCUUUCUCUCCAAAACUGCAUGCCAUCAUCACAUGACGUGUUAUUUUUACCAUGCGGCCCUCAGUGGACAUCUGAGCAGACUGGAGUCAUCAUCAGUUGUAGCUCCACAGUCCCUCCCUCUCUCCCUGCUUUCUAUUUAUAUUCAGCCUAAUUUCACUCCAGCUCUGCUCUCUCUCCCUCCUGUCACUUGUUGCCUUUUUUUUCUUCUUCUUCUACUUUAUUUCUUCCUCAUAAACCUCCCGUAUCUGAUGGCUGGGCUCACUGAGGCCUUCUGUUGUGGGCAUGGUUGAGACCUUCAUCUUGACCAUUUGUGCCUUUAUUUCCAAUCUCCUCCAUGCUGUGUGGAGGACGUUAGUGUCCGACUGGCCGGCUGGUUUGGCACACGAGGAGCGAGGCCUCUCUCUCAGGCAGCUCAUGGAGGAGUUGAGCCCCAGACAACUGGCUGUCAAACAGCUGAAGCAACAGUUCCUGGAGGCCCUGCAGGCCGAUAAUGCUCAGGAGGUCCUGCAGAUUCUGCACACUGGGAAACUGGACGUCGACACUGUGCUGGAGGUGGACGACCCCGGCAUGGUACUGGCCUCAUACAAACAAGGUUAUUGGCUGCCAGGCUACAAACUGGAGAAGUCCUGGGCGAUGGGCCUUCACGUCUGUGUGAUGUACAACUCUCUGGAAUCAGCACUGGUGCUCCUUCAGAAUGGUGCAGCUGUCAACCGGAUGCCCAAUGGGAAGACGCCGCUGCACGUGGCCUGCGAGGUCGCCAACAGCGACUUUGUCGCUCUGCUUCUGGCUCACGAGGCAAAAGUCAACAGCCUGUCGCUGAGCGGACACACGCCGCUGCACUACUGCGUCACCGAGCAGGCUGUGCACUGUGCCAAGCAGCUCAUCCUCAAAGGUGCAGCGGUCAAUGUGCCCAGCAACAGUAACGAGGAGGACACACCUCUGCACACAGUGGCCAGGUUUGGUGUCCCGCAGCUGCUGGCUCUCUACUUGGCUCACGGAGCGUCUGUGGACGUGGUCAACUCCGCCCAGGAGACGGCUCUGAUGACUGCAGUCUUCUGGUCUUAUGACUCCAAAGAGCAAAACUACAGCCAGGACCACCAAAUAGUCUGUCGCCUCCUGCUGGACCACCACGCAGAUCCAAACCUCCAGGAGGAGGACCAUAAAACAGCUCUCCACAAAGCAUCCUGGAACUGCGAUCACAUCCUGAUGCAGAUGUUGCUGGAGGCCGGAGCAGAUGCUCGAGCCAUGGACAUCAACGGAUGUGCUCCCAUUCAGUACGUCCUGAAGGUGACCGGCGUCAGGCCCAUGGCCAUACCUGAGCUCUGCUACCAGCUGCUGCUCAACUACAACGCAGCACGGAUCUACCCACCCCAGUUCCACAAGGUGCUGCAGACCUGCCAUGAUUACCCCAGAGUGGUAGAGAUCCUGGUCAACUCAUAUGAACGAUUAAAGCCCACAAAGAAGUGGAGAGCUGCUAUUCCUGACGACAGCUAUAAGCGACAUCAAGAUUUCUACGACUCUCUGUUCGCUGUUUGCACCAACACGCCCCGCAGCCUGCUCCACCUCACCAGAUGUGCCAUCAGAGCCGCUCUGGGCGGGUUCUGUCAGAGAGGCGUAGCACAGCUGGCUCUGCCGUCUCCCAUCAAGAGAUACCUGCUGCUGGAUCCUGAGGGGAUUCUGUACUGAUGGAGAGAAUUCUGUUCAUGAAGCUCAACUACAGCACGGGCUGGAUCGCUAAUGUGCAGACUGUGCAGAGUGAACGUGCUGCUGGUUGGAGCUGACACCAACAGGUUUAUCUUUUAUAUGUUUGCCAUGCAAACCAUUCCCAGUGGAUUUUGUCAGGGUUGUAAGAAAUCCCUCAGAGGAGUGGAGCCCUAGUGCUGAUUUAUAAGAGUGAUCAGAGGCUGGACAUAACACAGCACGCCAGCCAACUACUUAGAAUGUAUGAAUCAACCAUAAAUAUCCAGGACAGGUGAGAAAAUGGCGACUGAGGAAUUCUCCACAUGGAACCAUGUAAUCCCUGUAGUAUUUAUGCCUUUCGCCUUCUAUAGAGGUUCUAUUUGUCUGUGAAAGUGAUUCGAGUGUCAGCACGAGUCAUUUGCAGUUAUUUUCCACCCACAGUGCUGAGGAGGAUCCAGAUCUACCUGGCAACGUGCCUUAAUGUUCACAUUCAAGUGCAAGCUCUCGAGAAACUCCACUGUUUGCAGAACAAACACUUGAGGAAGCCCUCGACAACAAGGGCUUGUGUUUGCAGUGGAUCAUACAUGUAGACAUGUACACCGACCAACGCCGUCUGCAAGAGACACCAAACAAGCUGUGGUGGAGGAAGAGUUCAGGUCGAACAUUAAAGAAAACUUAUCAUUAUUUUUAAAUGUUUUUCCUCUCUUCCAGUUGGUUUUAUGUUCUUGUGCAUAUGAAAAAUCUUGAAAGAUCUUAAAAAGGUCAGAGUCAGCACCAACAGACGCUCCUCUGUCCUACAGAAAACACUGCUCCUGAAACGCCUCAUCAGCAGUCCUGCCUUUAAUUCCACGACUUUGUGACAUCACACUAUGUCACCAUGUCACAAAUCCACAUCAUUUAUGCCCAGUGGCUAGUUUGGCACGUAUGAAUUGAUUUAGCACAGGGGUUAGGGUUAGCUCUGUUGGUGUUGGUGGUGCUGGCUCAGGCAUGUGUGAGCUGACCAAUCAGAGGAGACAGGGUAUUCUGGAGGGGGCUCCUUAAAGAGACAGGAGCGUUUCAGACAGAGGAGGAACACAGAGCUGCUGCACUGUGCAGGAUGAGACAACUGUUCAUUUGUAACAAAACACAAUAUUUUAAACCCCUUUCAUUCUUCUGCAUGCAAAAAUGUGAAUCUGUGAAGCUCUCCCUGAGAUGCAGUGGAGUAGAAGUUGACAGUGGAAUGAAAGGGAAAGAUUUGUGUUCAUGGACGCUACUCGAAUAAAUAUAUUUAGUUACUUCCUGUCGCUGUAAACAACACAGCACACGGAGGCACGGAUAAUAACUGAAGCUUAUUUGCUCAGCUCCAUAAAAACAGUGAUCCCCCUGCAGAUACAGUCACUUCAUAUCAGCAGCAGAUUUUAGACCUGCGCUCUUUCUCUACUGCUGCCUUCAGAGCUACUCUCAGAAUGCACUCUGGAUUCCCCCCUAGAGGAAACACACUAAACCACUUUGAAAAGUCUCAUGUGGACCUUUAAUUCUGUACAAAGUGCGACCUGGGCCAAUCACCGCGGUCACACCAGCAUGCAGUAAUGGUGUGAGCCUCUCAGCCUCCUUCAUCCAGGCGUUGAGGCUAAUUUAACAUGUGGAGAUAAUGCCAGUGUGCUAUAGAAGGAAGCCCUCGUGAGACGCAGGCUGCCGCCUGUUGAGAGAGGCGCUGCUGAGCUAUUAGUGGCUUUGUUGAGGAGCAGAAAAGGGAGAAAAUGCGCCGGCAGCCUCAGGACACAUCACGAUUUCACUAAUGAAGGCUGAAUUUACUGGUCUUUGUCUUCAUCUCCACUCACAGAUACACAUUCAGGAAGGUGUCACUAAAAAGGUCCGUCAUGGAAACAGGACAACAGUUUUUCUUGCUCACAUUUCAAGGAUUGAUUGUUUUAUUUUGAUUAUUUCCAGUUUACGUAGAUAUGUUGCAUCUUUACGUUCCUUUGUAUCCGUCUUUUGUGUUAUGUAGUGAUGAUGCUGUGCUGCAGCACUUGGUCAGGGUCAGGAAGAGAUCAUGUUUCAGUUUACUUGGUUUUGUAACGACAAACCCUGCUGGAAUUAUCCAAACCUCACAUCAAAAAUAUCUGGUUUUAUCACCACUCAGGUGUCUGGAAAAUAUUCUGACAAAGAUAUCAAAAUUUGGGGCAACCAUCCUCUACCCCCGACCUACAAACGACACCAGAGAGGCCACCAUUUUCUUUGGAGGGUCUGCAGUGCUCCCAGUGCUCCCAGUGCACACUUGUACACGUGUAAAUGCAAGAAAUGAUCAGGUUCAACGCUGGAGGCCUUAAUUUAACUCUCUGUAAAGCACUAAUGACUCCACAAGGGUUUAAUUAACAUAACAAAGCACAAGGGUGCGCUGUAGUUCCAACAUUUACUCCUCAUUUACAUCAGCACGAGCGUAAAUUAAGAAAUGAAAGCAGUUUCUUUCCCAUUUAAAUGAAGCCUAGAACAAAGUGACCAUCUAAAGGACCUCUGUUGUUGCUCUGCAAGUCUAUAUGUGUGCCAGGCACAUUGUCUGGAUGACUAAAGAGUCAGAGCAGCUCCCUGAGAUCCUAAAAUAAACCGGUACAAGUCAGACGAGGGAGAUUACCUUCUUAAAUCACACAUUACAAUAACAGGGAGGAGAGAUUAGUUCCACAUUCGACUGAACUUUGCCACAGUGAUUCAGUGAUUCCACAGACUUCAUCUUUGAGAGUGAGCUUGCAUAAUUCUGUCUUUUCAUUGCUGCCAUGCCAGUAACAUCUCGACUGGAACAAAGAGAGAAAAGCAACACAACCAGAAUGGAGCACAACGUGUGGGCACACUAAUGAUGGUGCAGACGAGAGCGGGACAGCCUGUUCUCUGCUCCUGCUGGCAGCCGGCCACAGAAAGCCACUGAACUGUGUCUGCGACGGCGACACAGACACACAGCAAAGUUUCCGAAAACAAGCUGUGCAGAGAGAGGAGGGACGCAACAGAAUGCCAACAGACGUAUAACAACCGGCAGCUGAGGACAAAAAGACUUAAGUUCACAAGAACACCAUGAGGAGUGAUGCACUGAGAGGUUACACAAGAUUUUUAUUUGCAACAUUCACUGGUCCUUUCUGUGGCGAGCCACAGCUUCAGUGCAGUAACACUUGGCCUUCCAGAGUGUUGUUUUUAUUACAUUAAUGUUCCCAAAUCAUGACAAUCUCUAAUAUAUGAAUUAGUCAGCGAGUACUCAGAGCUGUUCUAAAUGUUUCAAACUUGGCAGUGACUGAAUUUUACUCAUACAAGUGAAGUGAACGAACGUCUGGUACGACGAGGACACA